This is a messenger RNA of Leptopilina heterotoma, 633 nucleotides long. RefSeq names its product prostatic spermine-binding protein-like. NCBI's taxonomy places the organism in Eukaryota, Metazoa, Arthropoda, Insecta, Hymenoptera, Figitidae. The transcript has 5 exons. Bases 1 to 633 code for a protein of 210 amino acids. The record is from RefSeq and is a predicted model, not a curated record.
AUGGAACCAAAACUUUCAAGAUGCGUUAUAGAGGAUAAUAAUCAAUCGAGAAGAAUUUCAUUAAACAACUUUGAAGAGGAUGAUGAGGACAGUUUAUUUGAUUUAGUUACUUUUUCAGAUGACAAUUAUGAUACUGACGAUUUUGACAAUGGGGAUAUUUUCAUUGAUUAUGACAGUGAUGAGGAUGAUGUAUUUGAUGCUAAUGAGGAUAAUGGUAUUAAUGACAACAAUAAUAAUGAUGACACAAUUGAUUUAACAGAAGAUGAACCAUUAGACGAACUUGAUGCAACAGAAGAUGAACAAUCAGACGAACUAGUUAUUUAUGAUGAAAAUUUUGAUGGUCAAAAUGAAAAUAUGGAUAAUCUUGAUUACCAAAUGGAAAAUGAAAGAGAAGAUAUAAUAGAAAGUGUUUCUCGUUACACUCAUGAGGAAGAUUCAAAUGAACAAGAAGAGAAUGCAGAGGAUGUGGUUGAUAUGGAUAAUCUUCAUUAUCCAAUGGGAAAUGAAAGAGAAGAUAUAAUAGAAAUUUUUUCUCGUUACACUCAUGAGGAAGAUUCAAACGAACAAGAAGAGAAUGAAGAGGAUGUGGUUGAUAUGGAUAAUCUUCAUUAUCCAAUGGGAAAUGAAAGAUAA